Messenger RNA from Chlamydomonas reinhardtii, 2698 nucleotides. RefSeq lists its product as uncharacterized. The transcript has 8 exons. Bases 237 to 1736 code for a protein of 499 amino acids. The record is from RefSeq and is a predicted model, not a curated record. Lineage: Eukaryota; Viridiplantae; Chlorophyta; Chlorophyceae; Chlamydomonadales; Chlamydomonadaceae.
GCGUCAAAAGGCAGUAGACUUUGACUGAAACAAAACAUACAUCAACAAGAUGCUCACAACGAGUCGACGGAGACACAAUCAAAAACGCGCUGCGACAAACAUAAUUAGUCGCUGCUUAUGUUCGCUUGGCGCCAAGUUCACGGUUUGCGUUAGCACAAUAGGGCGGGGCUGACUGAUAGGGCACCGCCACAAGUCGCGGCAAAGGCGUAGCACCACGUUCAAGCGACACGACACAAAUGGGCCGGCCGCGCCGCUUGAAUAACGCGACUGCGGCCGCGUCCUGCUUGGAGCUCCGUUCUCUCCAUGGCGGGCCCGGUUCGGUAAACUCGGCCGGGGCGUCCGUGGCCGGCUCGGCGUGCUCCUACCCGCCUGAUAGGGAUGCUGAUGACGACGAUGCGGUUCUUGAUGACUUUGAGCGCCGGUUGGACGCUCUGUUUGAGAAGAGAGGCACCACCCGCGAGCGGGCUCUGGAGGCCCUGGCCGUCAUGCUGCGCGUCGACGUGCGCGAUGCGGACUGCCAGCAGCACUCCGAAACCAUCAUCAGCCGCUGCCUGAUGGCGCUCAAGCGGGGCAGUGCCAUGGAGAGCAGUCUGGCCUCGCAGCUGCUGGGGCUGCACGUGCUCACGCUGGGGCAGCCAGACGACAGCCUGUUUGAGAGCCUGCGCCCGGAGCUCGAGCGCACGGCUAGCGGUGCCAAUGGCGGCGGCGGCGCGGUGGCAGCGGCGGCGAUGGACGCACUGGUGCUGGCGGCGUUUGUGCUGUGUGAGGAUGAACUGGCGGGCACACGGCCCGUCAUGGACCGGCUGAGGGCGCUGUGGAAGAAGGGUGAUCCCAAGGCCCGCGCCGCCGCUGUGCGCGGCUGGUCCUUCCUGUUCACCUCGCUGGACAGUGAGCUGUGCGAGUCGGAGGCGGCGGCCUGCCUGGCGGCGCUGGCGGGGCUGCUGAAGGAGCGCGAUAUGGAGCUGCGCACCGCGGCCGGCGAGGCGGUGGGCGUGCUGCGGGCCUGCUGCUCUGCGCGCGUGCUGGAGGCCCUGGAGGAGGGCGAGGAGGAGGAAGAGGAGGGCGAGGAGGAGGAGGAGGAGGAGGAGGAGGAGGAGGAGGAGGAGGAGGAGGAGGAGGAGGGCGAGGCGGAUGGGUAUGGGGAGGAGGUGGACCAGCAGCACAUGGACGCACCGGCGGGCGUAGAGGAGCACGAGAACGCUGCGGCGAACGGCAAAGCGAACGGCAAAGUGAACGGCGGUGGGGCCAAGGUCGGCAAGAAGCAGCCACACACGCAGCACCAGCACCAGCACCAGCAGGUGGAGGGCCUGUUGGGCCGCAUGCAGGAGCUGGCCUCAAACAGGGGCGAGAAGCUGCGCCUCAGCCGCCGCGACCGCGCCGCGCAGCGAUCCACCUUCCGCGGCCUGCUGGCCUCCCUGUCGGGCGGCGACACGCCCAGCGUGCGCAUCAAGCUGCAGCACGGCGACUGUCUGGAGCUGGAGGGAGUGGCGGCGGUGCACCGGCUGGCCUUCCUGCGCCGCUUCCUGGCGGGCGGAUUCCAGGCCCACCUGCAGCACAAUGCGCUGCUGCACGACGUCUUUGGCUUCCAGCCGCGCGCGGAGCGGCCCGACCGUCUGACCGCGCUGGAGAAGCGGCUCACACGCGGCAGCCAGAGCGCCGGUGCCAAGGCGCGCAGCGCCAACCGCACCUGGAGCCGCGAUGCCAAGGCGUCCCGCAUGAUGAUGGAAGCUUACUAGCCUUUACUUCUGGCUCUUGUGUUGAACAUGGCGGUCCGGUCAGGCGCUAGGCGUGCAUAGGCAUUGGAGUAGGAAUAAGAAUCAAGCCAGGCACGGGCUUGCAUAGGGCAGUUGGCUACGGUAUGCAUAGUAAAGUCAGGUGUUCUGAAUGAACGAGGAAGACUCGCCAUCUGCAAGCACGUGGAUGCGGAGGUUGCCCAGCCGUGCGCGGUGCUUACUGCGGCCAGCUGCGCUGAGCAGGCCGCCCAACCUAAGUGUUAAGAUAGCACUUAUUGCCAAAGGAGCUGCCUUCCUUGGAUAAGUGUGGCGAGCUUGGACACUGUGCCCAUGCGUCUGGCACGCCUAUUUGCCAGCGGCUGUACGUGCGGUGUGGACGGCAUGGUCAUAUUGCGUGCAUUCUGCUCAUCCUUCUCAUCCUGACCGUGCUCACUAUCUUGUCGUUGUCUAGGCUGCGCUGACUGCGCUGUGGGGCCUGUUCCUGUUGGGGCCGCUGCCGGCGGAUCAGCUGCCGAACAUGCGCCUGUCCACGGUGUUACUGGUGGCCCAUCACCAACGCUGCGAGAUGCAGAAGGCUAUGCAUCUCGCACCAGCACCAGGCAGUGCGCGAAGUAUGGCGGCGGCGUAAGAAUCAGCGGCAGCCAGUUGGUGGGCAGGAGGAACAGACAGACAGACAGACAGACAGGCGGAGGAGGAGGCACACUUUAACGAACUCGCUCAACGCUUGGCGGCAGCCGGCAGGGCUUUGCGUGAGCACUUUGACGUGAUGUGGGCGAUUGAAGCUGUCGUUGCGGACACCUCAGUCACAGCGUUGCAUGGCCAAGUCGGCAAUCGUACGUGCCCGCAACGACUGGCCCCACUAUUAGACAAUGCGAUUCUGACAUAUGCUGAUGUACGGUACGGUACUCAGUAAGCCCGGUGCUGAGCUCUUCCAAACAUGACCGUGUCCGUUGUAUCAGGUUGUA